AAAUAAGUACACAGGCCUCGUGUUCGUACAUUACAUCGCCGACUUUGCUGACGAUACGAAUAUUCAGAGAGAAAAAGACGAAAAUGGCCCCCAAAUCGUCAUCGAUCGGAAAGUCCAUCAAGAAGGAGUCGGCGGCGGCGGCGAAGAAGAAGCAGGACAAGAAGGCCAAGAAGAAGACGCGCAAACAGAGCUUCGCCACCUACCUCUACAAAGUCCUCAAGCAGGUCCAUGCCGACCUGGGCGUCUCCUCCAGGGCCAUGGGCAUCAUGAACAAUUUGGUCUUCGACAUCUUCGAGCGCAUCGCCACGGAGGCCUCGCGUCUCGCUGCCUACUCCAAAAAGUCGACCAUCACCUCCAUGGAGAUCCAGACGGCCGUCAGACUUCUCAUGCCCGGAGAGCUGGCCAAACACGCCAUGAGCGAAGGUACCAAAGCCGUCACAAAGUACCAAAUGUCCAAAAAGUAAUUUGACUUUCUAAGCUGAAUAUAUAAACAAUCGGCCCUUUUCAGGGCCACUAUAUAGAUUGUUUAACGUUGGAACCAAUUAUUUGUUGACAAGUCAUCAUAUGAGUCGAUGUGCUCGGUAAAAGCAGUACUGAUGACUCUUUGAAAUAUCCUUCAAUCACACACAUCUCUUUCGUCAUCUAUCACCUCAUACAUUACGCACGUGUGAGUAAUAAAUAAAUGGUUUUUAAAUAAAUAGAUUAUUGACAUUUUGGAAAAGGUACAUCGUACAAUUUUCACCAAGAAAAUGUAAGUAAAUAAAUAAUCAGUCUC
This is a messenger RNA of Trichogramma pretiosum, 775 nucleotides long. Its product is annotated as late histone H2B.L4-like. The record is from RefSeq and is a predicted model, not a curated record. The transcript has a single exon. Lineage: Eukaryota; Metazoa; Arthropoda; Insecta; Hymenoptera; Trichogrammatidae. Gene Ontology annotation, cellular component: nucleosome. Gene Ontology annotation, molecular function: protein heterodimerization activity; structural constituent of chromatin; DNA binding. Bases 84 to 464 code for a protein of 126 amino acids.